ACUAUGACCUUUUACUGUCUAAAAUGUCUUGUCUGUAUUAUAUACAGAUAGUAAUACAAGGUACUGGAGCAACUCACCUACUGUCAACUAGAGUAGCGUCAUCUGCUGCCCAGACAGAAGCUCUGUGGGAAUGACGUCGUAGUUUGAUGAUGUCAUCACUCUUGCAGGACACUUAAGGUUACUUUAUCAUGAUAUUCUCUUUGACUCACCCGUGCGUGCGCGCACACACACACACACACACACACACACGGAGCAGCAGGGUAGCUAGAAGUGGCCACUUUUACUUUUUGCCCCACCCUCUCUCUCUCCCUCCUUCUCCUUGGUAUCGAAGUGUAAAAGGAAAAUUUUCGCUCAGCGACCCUCAUUCGAAACUUCUGGGGUCUUUGAAUAGAAACUCUUCUACGGUCUCUACUGUACGACAGGAAGCCCACUGCAUCUUGAAGGAUGCCAGGAAACAUCCGAUCAGGCAGGUAUCUAAGAGCUUUGCAUGAAGGAAGCAGCAGGAAGGACUGUCAUUCUGGACAUAUCUUGCUGUUGUCUUCCUACUAACCCAUCCAUUUUCUCCAAACAGCGACUCCAUGUUAACUUUUCGUCUUCACUUAAUUUAAUUCUUGGUUUUUCAUGCUGUAUAUUUAAAAGUCCAGACUUACAAUGGGAUUUUUUCGAAGACUCAGAUAUAAUUCAGGCUGCAGACGUUCAUCCGUUCAUCAGUGUUUUGUUUUCAUGUUUGUUUCUUGAUCUUCCGCUGGUCUUUGCUUCCUCCUAGUGUGUGCUGUGUGGGCGAUGCUGGUCUGUCUGGUGCUCUGUGGGAAGCUGACCGCUGUGGAUGCAGCACCCCUCUGCACCAACGCCCAGGCUGGGUGCCACGUUCUGUCCCUGGCCAACCUGUUUGACCGGGUCAUCCAACACUCAGCCAGGAUGCAUGGCAUUUCCAAUGACCUGCACUCCGAGUUUGAGCUUUACUUCCUGCCCAGUAAGAAUCAGAUUGGCCGGGUCAGUCGGAACUGUCAUACGUCAUCCAUCCUCACCCCAAAUGGCAAAGAGAAUGCUCAGAGAAUGGCGAGAGAAGAACUGACGGAGGUGAUUUUAAAGCUCCUGGUGGCAUGGAGAGACCCUUUGUGGCAUUUCCACCAGAGCAUGGCUCACCACCAUGACUUCAAUAACUUCAGCUCCAACAAAUCUCUUGAAAUGAGUGACAUGGUGCAUGAGCUACGCAAAGGUGUCCAGAAAGUGGUUGAGAAGAUGCAGAUGUUGGGAAUAAUAAGUAACUCUGUCAGCAACCUGGCUUCUCCUGAGGCUUUGUUGGCGUCUGACAGUGCUGAGUGGCGCCUCAUGAAAGACUAUGAUCUUCUCUACUGCUUUCGCCGAGAUUCUAACAAGGUCCAGAACUACCUGAAGAUCCUUAAGUGUCGAAUUGUUCCGGAGCACGGAUGCUAAAGGCCCAACAGCAAUGGAGAUUGCGCUAAAUCUUCUGAAUUAUCAGCAUUAGAAUGGAAAUGUGAACUACACAGAUAAAGCUGUAGUUUUUGUUGUGUUUUCUAUAUACAGAGCAUCAGAUGUUACCUUAAACACACAUGUUCACUUCUAUCAUGACUGAAGUGCUACUGGAACCCAAAGACUGUGUCCAUCCUGCCUGUAAUUCCUGAUAUUAUAUAGUCCAUCCUUAGGAACAUUAAAUGAAGGCAGACAGGAUGGAUUUACAAUGACACAUGUCAUGAUA
Molecule: messenger RNA, 1720 nt
Organism: Acanthochromis polyacanthus (spiny chromis)
Lineage: Eukaryota; Metazoa; Chordata; Actinopteri; Pomacentridae
Gene: prl2
Product: prolactin 2
Exons: 4
Coding region: 784-1437 (217 amino acids)
Biological process (GO): positive regulation of receptor signaling pathway via JAK-STAT; response to nutrient levels
Cellular component (GO): extracellular region
Molecular function (GO): hormone activity
Source: RefSeq, a predicted model, not a curated record